Molecule: messenger RNA, 444 nt
Organism: Pieris macdunnoughi
Lineage: Eukaryota; Metazoa; Arthropoda; Insecta; Lepidoptera; Pieridae
Source: the annotation of a GenBank genome assembly
AUGGCUGUAGCUAAAAAGCCAGUUGCUAAAAAAGCUCAAUUACACCAGAAAACUGGUAAGAAGGGUGUCAAAGGCGGUAAAAUCCGUGGUAAGGGUCAAAGAAGGAAAAUCAAUUUGAAAUUCACAAUUGACUGCACACAUCCCGCCGAAGACAGCAUCCUCGAUGUGGGUAACUUCGAAAAAUACUUAAAAGAACGUGUAAAAGUUGAAGGCAAAACCAAUAACCUAGGCAAUCACGUUGUCAUCGCUCGCGACAAGACGAAAGUAGCUAUCAGCGCAGACAUUCCCUUCUCCAAGAGGUAUCUAAAGUACUUGACAAAGCGUUACCUCAAGAAGAACAAUCUGCGUGACUGGCUUCGAGUGGUUGCCUCAGCCCAUGAUUCAUAUGAAUUGCGUUACUUCAACAUCAACGCUGACAGUGACAAUGAAGAUAAUGAGGAUUAG